Oryzias melastigma (Indian medaka) is the source of this 2035-nucleotide messenger RNA. RefSeq names its product alpha tubulin acetyltransferase 1 (gene atat1). The coding region runs from base 293 to 1579 and encodes 428 amino acids. Gene Ontology annotation, biological process: alpha-tubulin acetylation. Gene Ontology annotation, molecular function: tubulin N-acetyltransferase activity. The transcript is spliced from 12 exons. Gene Ontology annotation, cellular component: microtubule. The record is from RefSeq and is a predicted model, not a curated record. NCBI's taxonomy places the organism in Eukaryota, Metazoa, Chordata, Actinopteri, Beloniformes, Adrianichthyidae.
CAGACUCCGCCCCACCUGGACGCGCCUGCGCGUUGACGACGCGAACCCAAAUUGAACCCGGCGGAUACAAUGGCAAGCUUGUAAAUGCCGGACCUGCUACUCUGUCAGAACCUCGUUCUCCGCUGCUCGUUUCGUUCCAAACCUGCUGAGGUUCGGAGGUCCACCGCCGGUCACUGUUGGUCCGUCGCGGCGGAAGUGGACGUCUCUGCGUGCCGGAGAACUGCCAAACUGCUGCUAGCGGAGCCUCCGUGUGAGCUGUUUGUCAGGGCUCCGGUCAGGACCGGACCGGACGAUGGAGUUUCCCUUUGAUAUCAACCAAAUAUUCACCGAACGGAUAUCCGUUCUUGACCAGAAUCUCGUAGCGGGCCGGUGGACGGCUAGGAGGCCUGAUCUUCAGGCAAACCUCGCUACGGUUAUCGACGAGUUGGGAAAAGCCUCAGCAAAGGCGCAGCAGCUGACCGCGGCGGUGACCAGCGCCUCAAAGCUGCAAACCCAGCGGCACCAGCUGUACCUCCUGAAGGACGGCGAAAGCAGCGGCGGGCGAGGCGCCGUCAUGGGCUUCCUGAAGGUCGGCCAUAAGAAGUUAUUCCUGCUGGACCGGCAAGGCGUGCACGUGGAGGCGGAGCCGCUGUGCGUCCUCGACUUCUACAUUGCAGAGAACUUGCAGAGGCACGGCUACGGGCUGGAGCUCUUCAACUUCAUGUUGCAGCAUAAGAACGUAGAGCCGGGGCGGAUGGCGUACGACCGGCCCUCACCCAAGCUGCUGUCCUUUUUGGAGAAGCAUUACUCCCUGACACAGAACGUCCCUCAGGUCAACAACUUUGUGGUGUUUGAGGACUUCUUCUUCAACAGAGCAGCGGUCCAGCCGAGGAAGACUCCCCCCAAAAAGCCAGACGGAGAGAUCAAGCCUUACUCUUUAAUGGAGAGAGGAGUGGUACGGCAGGAGCAGAGGACUCCUCCGUGGCCGUUUGCUCCCCACCAGUCUCCUCAGCGGUCGGGAUCCUCCCAGUGCUCCCCAUCCCUGAGCGUGGGAUCGUCCCCAACCAGGGCACUUCAUCGGUCCACCGUGCCGUCUUCCCCUGGAGGAAUCAGGAACCAGAGCCGUCAGUCAGCCCUCAUCGAGGGCGGCAGAGAAAGACGCAGCAGCCAGCAGAGUCUGGUUGCCCGGUGCAGCCUGUACAGCCGGCACAUGGACAGCAGAGCUGCCGGACUGCUGGACAAACACCUGCCAGGUUUAAGGCCCAUCCCAGAUCAGACUCGGGGGCACACAGACACACACAGCUCGGCCAGCAUUCACACACUCCAAAGCAGGUCCCCGAUCUCCUCAGGUUCUUUUCCCUUGCCGUCCAUGACGGACGUCUUAACCGGCAGACGGAAGCCUUCGAACUCGACCGAGUCCGUUUCUGAGGACAACCAGGUACCGCACGGCCAGCGGAGGUCGGAGGCGGAAAACUGCAGAGCGCUGCUGGGAGAGAGAGAAGGACGAAGCCGGGGCUGGUGGGGGUCCCCUGGACAGGCCUUCUCCCCGGCCCAGAUGGUGAAGCACAUGCAGGAAUACAGAAGCACACGGCCCUGGUGAUCCAGAUCCGGGCUUUGAACCUGUAAGCAGUGGGUGGGACUCGAAAUUGCUCCUGUGGGGGCUUUCACACGUGACAGGAAGUGUUAUGUCAGCUAUCAGAGCUCAGGAUCUGCUUUGUGCACACUCUAUUGGAUCAGAGAUGUGAAGACCUCUUCCUGUUUGUGUUCCACGUCUACAGACUGAUGAAGUGAUUGGAGUCUCUAAGGAUGGAUUUGAGUUUUUAUAAAUGUAUUUCUUUGUUCUUCAGUUUAUACACUGUGACGAUUUUAAAAAAAAUGUUAACAUAAAAUAUAAUCCUCAGAGAUUAGUCCAGCUCACAGACAAACAAAAAACCAAACAGACAACUAACUCAGGUAUUUUAGAGAAUGUUCUAAGAAAAUAUUUAAAGAUUUUUUUCUGCGUUGUCACAAACUGGAGCUGCUCCUAAAGAAACAAUAAAACAGGAUUCCUUCCUCA